AUGGCACCCACUUAUCACCCCACGAGCCUCCCUACAACGUUCGAAUUGACUGGAUUUCUUUACACAUUCUUUGUUCCCAAGGCCAACGACAUUCCAUUUGAGUAUCACAAACCGUUGACUCGCUCAUUCGACGCCUCCACCUUUCGAGUCUCUUCGGUAGUACUCUCAAUCACACCAACGACGGGUUUCUACACCAGUCUCCAGCAUGGCACGAAAGUCGGGUUUCUCCAUCGACCAUUCGGGCUAGACAGACGCAGUGUACCGAGACUGGCGACGAUACUUUCAAGCCACAAAGGCUUCGACGAGGCGCUGACGGUUGGAGCCAAUACGGCGCUGGCGGGGCGUCUUGGUCUCGACUCCUCUCGUUCUGCGAUCAUUCAAGGCUACAAGGGCGAUGCGGAACGGCGUAUUGGACUUGUAGCACCGUUCACUGAGCCUCGCGUCAACUCCGAUCGUGCGAAGGUGCUUGUGCUUCACGAAUUCCAAGAUCAGAUUGAAGGCUCUUUCGGAUUCGACGAGCUGGAAUCGGAACCCAUCAAGGCCAUCGCGAUCAUGAACGCUUUUCAUCCGGAAGAAGUGGACCGGGCGGUUGAGACGGCGAUAGGAUUGGGACUACUGGCAGGGUCGGGGGAUACGACGGGCUUGUUGUAUCUGACUGGUGCCAUCCGUGAAGCAGGGCUCGACUACGCCAGGAGCAAGGGGAUCAAAGUCAUCUGCGUGGGCCACCGGGCGUGCGAAGAAUGGGGCAUUGCCUACCUGGGCGACCGCAUCCGGAAGCGGUUCCCUAGUCUCCGGGUAGAAGAGGUCUAUGAGGAGGAAGAGCCGCGGCAGCAGCUGAAGCAUGCGCAGGCAACUUCAUCCGCCUGA
Molecule: messenger RNA, 867 nt
Organism: Lecanosticta acicola
Lineage: Eukaryota; Fungi; Ascomycota; Dothideomycetes; Mycosphaerellales; Mycosphaerellaceae
Source: the annotation of a GenBank genome assembly